UCAGGUUUUCGCAGGAUGUAAGUUCUCUUGCUCAUACGAACCCGGUUUCAGACUGAGAAGUCAACUUCCCAAGACGGUUUGGAACGAUGACUCUGCUCUCCAAAGCGCAAACCUGCCCGCUCGAUGUGCAACGUAUCAUCAUGUCUUGUCUUGCACCCAGGAAUGCGGCGCGCAUGGCAUUGACCUGCAGGGACUGGUUGUACGCAUCCCGAGAGCGACUCUAUCGAACCUUAGAAUUGCAUUGCCCGCUGAAACGUAUGGAUCGCACACUCAAUCGAUCUGCAGAAAUACGGGACUUCGUAAAGUUCCUCAGCAUUUCUUGUUGCGAACGUUGCCCUCUUCCUGAUUGGAUGACUUUGUUACCAGCGGGUAAUGUGCGACAGGUCAGAUUGUAUGUCCCAAACUGGCUGAAUCGUUGCCCGUCGACCGCGUUACCAUCCUUGCCUUUGAUGAAUCAAUUGAGGACAUGGGAAUUGGAAGAACUUGUGGCUUUGCCUAACUUACGGCGCUUGUGGCUAGAACAAUGUGACGUCCCCGACGACUUUCCAGAGCUGCAGCUGCGUCCUUCUUCAUUGUCAGACUGUCGUCUGACAUUAAGUGAUGAUUCGGUUUUUCACUCUGGGCAUAUCAACUUCCUUCGCUCGUUUGCGGCCAAUAUCAACGUUACCGGGCUCCUGAUUUAUAUCCCCCCUGGGAGCAAGGAAAUGCUGGACGACUUGGCGACCGUUCUCAAAUCCUCGUUCACAACUCUCCAUUAUCUUGCGAUCGCAUCUCCUGCCUACCAUGGACCCCCCGUAAUGGACGAUGUCCUCCCGCACCUCCCUCGUCUGACUUAUUUGAUGUGUGGUGGUGGGAUAUACAGGGAAGGAGUGCUCCCUGACAAUCUCUCCGAAUUGCAUCUUUACACGGACGAUUGCCAAGUUAUUCAGGAUGUCUUAUGUGGGCGAAGCGGAGUUUUCGUGGAGUGGCUCACUACGCUAUUCCCCCGAAGAAUCCCUUGAUGCUGGGGUCAGGGGGUAAGAGGUAGGCGAUACGUAUUUGGCUGUGUUUUGUAAGCCUUUCUGACUCACGGUAAUGUGGACUGAUUGUAAACUCCAAUGUUCUUGAUGUUGAUUCAACUGUAACAUGCACGCUGUAUUUCUUGUACUAUGCCACACAGAU
This is a messenger RNA of Cantharellus anzutake, 1161 nucleotides long. RefSeq lists its product as uncharacterized. The record is from RefSeq and is a predicted model, not a curated record. NCBI's taxonomy places the organism in Eukaryota, Fungi, Basidiomycota, Agaricomycetes, Cantharellales, Hydnaceae. Gene Ontology annotation, molecular function: protein binding. The transcript is spliced from 6 exons. The annotation marks the transcript as partial.